CGCGCGCGGCCACGCGCCGCACGCUCCUAGGCCGACGAGCGUUUUUGUUUAUCAGGCGUUUGGAAAGGGCAGCCCCGAGUCCGAGCGGGGUCCUUGUGAGAGACUGGACGGGGGAGGAGCCCGGUCUUCUCGGACACGCUGAUUGGCUAGUAACCGCUGAUCCCGCCUCGUCGGCUGAUAGGCCAGACCUGUCGUGGCCCGUCCACACGAGACGAGAGGUACUGGGCGCGAGGCGGCUCCUGGGGCCGCGCUCUGAUUGGCUCCUGCGCGCCCGGGAGCGGGCUCUGAUUGGGCCGCGCGAGAGCGAAGCGGGUCCCCGGGGAAGCAGGGCGCGCGGGGUGAGUGCGGUAAGGGAAGGCUCCGCGCGCGCGGCAGCGUCCGGAGGCUCCCGCCAGCGUGCGAGCCUGGCGAUGAGUAAACUCCGGGCAGCAGGUCGCAGCGGGCGGGGACUCCAGCAGGGCGCAGGGGAUGUGAGGAAAUCCCCAAGGAGGUGCAGAGAGAAUGUAUCAUCCCAUAAAGACGUGCUACCUCCAGUGUCUGCCCAACAGUCUGCGUACCAUCUCUUCAGCCACCCGGCAGAAAUCAAGGCCUUUCGGAAGAAUUUGCUUGCCUGGUACGACAAAUGCAAGCGCGACCUUCCCUGGAGGAAAUUGGCUGCAAGCGAAUCAGAUACUAACAGAAGAGCAUAUGCAGGUGAGACAGAGAGAACACAGGCUGUCUGCUUGGGCUUCUUUUCUCAGAGAGAAGUGUGGGUGUCGGAGAUCAUGCUCCAGCAGACGCAGGUGGCAACGGUGAUUGACUUUUACAACAGGUGGAUGCAGAAAUGGCCGACGCUGCAGGCACUCGCCAAAGCUUCCCUGGAGGACGUGAAUGAGCUGUGGGCAGGACUUGGCUACUACUCGCGAGGGAAGCGGCUGCAGGAAGCAGCACAGAAGGUGGUUUCCGAGCGGGCAGGUCAGAUGCCCGGGACGGCCGAGGAGCUGCAGAAGCUUCUGCCGGGAGUGGGGAGAUACACAGCAGGAGCCAUUGCCUCCAUCUCCUACGGGCAGGUGACGGGAGUGGUGGAUGGGAACGUGAUUCGAGUCCUGUGCCGGGUCCGAUGCAUCGGCGCUGACUCCAGCAGCCCGGCUGUCGCCAACAGACUCUGGGAUUUGGCCAAUGCUCUGGUAGAUCCAGCCCGGCCAGGGGAUUUUAACCAAGCCAUGAUGGAGCUGGGAGCUACUGUGUGUACCCCCAGGGCCCCACUGUGCAUGGAGUGUCCUGUGAAACACCACUGCAGGGCGAGUUGCCGGGUGGAGAAGGAGCUGGAAUUUGCCUCCAGGAGACUGCUGGGACAAGCUGCCUCCAGUUUCCCCCAGGCGCCUGACCUAGAGGAGUGUGCCGCUGCCGCCACAGGCAUCUGCUCCUUGUGCCCCCCUGCCUCGGAGCCCUGGGACAGCAGCCUUGGCGUGGCCAACUUCCCCAGGAGAGCUGCCAAGAAGCAGCCCCGGGCGGAGCGGACGGCCACGUGUGUGCUGGAGAGGAGAGGCCACCGCAGGGAGCCGGAGUACCUGAUCGUGCAGAGACCCAGCUCCGGCUUGCUGGCGGGGCUGUGGGAGUUUCCCAGCCUGCCCUGGGGGCCGGAGCAGAAGGAGAAGCAGCAGACGGAGGCGCUGUUGGGUCACGUUCAGGCCUGGGCCGGAGAAGCCGUGGCCAGAGGAUGCCUGCGGUAUGUUGGAGAGGUCGGCCAUGUCUUCUCCCACAUUCACCAGACGUACGUGGUCUAUUCGCUGCUCCUGGGCGGGGACCCCGAGAUGGCCUCAGGCGGGCGGGACAAGGAGCUGGAGCGGCCAGCGUUCCGGUGGGUGACGCAGGCCGAGUUCCAGAAAUCGGCUGUUUCCACUGCUAUGAAGAAGGUCUGGAAGGUGUUCGAGCAGCAGAGCUGUGAGGGGAGGGGGCCUGGCAAGGGCUGCAAGCGGAAACGGGGCGCUGAUCCCUUGCACGCCGGCCAGCUGAAGGUGGAAGCAGACUGCAGCCGCCCCCUAAGGCAGCUCUCCCUUGAGGCCUUUCUCAAGGCCCCCACUGGGGAAUGACUGCAGCCUCCUGCUCCGGCUGGACCCGCUCGGACUGCACCCAACGGUGAGGCCCGUCUGGAGGGGAGGGAGGCUCCAUACUCUGCAUUGCUUGGGCUGUUCUGUCCCCCCCAACCAGCUGGCAGCUCCACCAGGCCUGCAGUGACUGGCACCCGGCUGUCGGGGGCAACACCGAGUCAUGUAGACUCAGCCCACAUAGGAGGCCCCCCACAGUCCGUUGUUCCCUGCACGUCUUUCAUCCAGCCAGCCCCCUGCAGAGGGACCCCCUCUAGUGCAGGCUCACUUGUGUUACCACCAUCCCCACAGACCACUUCCCUUCCCCCUGGAGGCUCCCGCCCUGCAGAGCCCUUAGCAGUGAGAGAGGGAUGCCACACGACAGUGGGGACGUGGGGUGGAGUGAGGAACCUGCACCUGCCUGGAGCGGUCUGCCUGCAUUACAUGGGGAAUUACAGGGGACGUCCUGCUGGCGUGAUAGCCUGGGGCCUGGACUUCUCUGCUCAUCCCCAGGGCAGAUACAGCAUGGGGGUCUGACUGUUUCUGAACCCUGCAGAUGCAUGUCCACUGAGAACUGGGCCGGGCUCUUGGCUCGCUUCCAGGGCCACCGAGCGGCUGUCAGGUGGGGCUGGUCUGGCUCAAGCCAGCAUCAGGUGAAUGUCUCUCCGCCCGAAGGCGCGAUACGUUAUUCCCUGUGGGGACAAGAUCUGGGGCCCCCGCUGCAGCCAGGGACAGUUCUGUCCAGUCAGGGCAUCCCAGCGUUCUGGCAGGUGCUGUUCGUGGCCGGGGUUGCCCCUUCACGGGUGAGGGAAGCCGAUACUCCCACCGUCUCCUGAGUAAUGGGGGAAUCCACGGCUCUAGAUGCAGGACAAAGUGGAACUACUGUAUUUCCAACAGCUGCCCGUCUCCUCCCACCAGCCCCGUCCCGCUGCUCCUGGGACAUGGAGGGUCAUGAGACCCAGCAGAGCCAGAGGGCGAUGUCGGAUGCCGUGGGGCAGUUUGCUGCUGGCCCUGCCUCGUACGUUGGCUCCUUUUCCACCUGCUUUUACUCACUCUCACAGCUGAGGUUUUAAUAAAUCUGAACUUUUUCUACAAGCUUUUAAAA
Messenger RNA from Caretta caretta (loggerhead turtle), 3171 nucleotides. It is a transcript of the gene MUTYH, whose product is annotated as mutY DNA glycosylase. Gene Ontology annotation, molecular function: 8-oxo-7,8-dihydroguanine DNA N-glycosylase activity; purine-specific mismatch base pair DNA N-glycosylase activity; oxidized purine DNA binding. NCBI's taxonomy places the organism in Eukaryota, Metazoa, Chordata, Testudines, Cheloniidae. The record is from RefSeq and is a predicted model, not a curated record. Gene Ontology annotation, biological process: mismatch repair; base-excision repair. Gene Ontology annotation, cellular component: nucleus.